Molecule: messenger RNA, 10114 nt
Organism: Siniperca chuatsi (mandarin fish)
Lineage: Eukaryota; Metazoa; Chordata; Actinopteri; Centrarchiformes; Sinipercidae
Gene: ppm1e
Product: protein phosphatase, Mg2+/Mn2+ dependent, 1E
Exons: 8
Coding region: 445-2307 (620 amino acids)
Biological process (GO): protein dephosphorylation; negative regulation of protein kinase activity
Molecular function (GO): cation binding; protein serine/threonine phosphatase activity
Source: RefSeq, a predicted model, not a curated record
UUUUGUUAGAAAGUUUACUUUAGCUGAGAUUCAAAAAAAAAAGAAAAAAAAGAAAAGACUGAUGAUCUAAUACUGUGUUUAUUCUGGACAGCAGGCAUCAUAAAACAGGCCACCUUCAUAACGUCUACAAAAACAGCUCAGACGUCAGCUGCGUGCGCGUUCACGACCCCUAAGUAAACCGCCGCGUUCUCUCUGACGUCACCGCCCUCUGAUCGGUUCAUCCAGAAAUCCCUGAUAACGCGAUGCGCGUUCCCGCUCAGCUCUGAAUGGGGGCUCAGUCCACAAAGCUUGUGACAGCGAGUCCAGUAGUAUAAUCGUAGACGGCGCUCAUCCAGUCAGGUCCGCUGCUUUCAGACACACCGGUAGUCAACGGCUCUGCUCCUCCGCCCGGCAAGUUAGUGUUACUGACGGGCGGAGCUGUCUCUGUCUGUCCAGGAAUGAGAAAUGAUGGCCGGCUCUACAGCAGAGGAGAAAACCUUCCGACGGUUCCUGGAGCUCUUUCUUCGGGAGAUGAGAAUGCCUCUGCAGGAGAGCGACCCGGUGCCGAUGCGCCCCUUGUCGGACCUGGUGACUGAGGACGAGGUGGAGGGGGAAUGCCUCGACCUGUGUCUCCAGCACCUCUACAAAUACAACUGUCCCUGCUCCCUGGCUGCAGCCCUGGCCAGAGCCACAGCAGACAGCCUCCUGCAGACUGACCUCUCUAUCCACCACCUCAAUAAGACUGUAGAAGAUGGAGCUGACCCAUUACCACAGAUGGAGUCUGUGACGCUAGCCCGGCUGGUGUUUAAUAGACUGUUUGAGAUGUGCUGCCUCUGGAUGAAGGAGCUGCCCUUCCACCGCCGUCCACAGCCGUACUACGAGACUUCCAUCCACGCCAUCAAGAACAUGAGGCGCAAGAUGGAGGACAAGCAUGUCAUCAUUCCCGACUUCAACACACUCUUCAACGUUCAGGAUCAGGAAGAACAGGCUUACUUUGCUGUCUUUGACGGUCAUGGCGGUGUGGACGCUGCCAUUUAUGCUGCCAACCACCUCCACGUCAACUUAGUUCACCAGGAAUCCUUCAGCCAGGACCCCAUCGAGGCCCUCUGCAAAGCCUUCAAAGUCACUGACGAACGCUUUGUGAAGAAGGCCUCACGAGAGCACCUGCGUUGUGGCACAACAGGCGUGGUGACGUUCCUGCGGGGUCGGAUGUUGUAUGUGGCCUGGCUGGGAGACUCCCAGGUCAUUCUGGUCAGGAAAGGACAGGUUGUGGAGCUGAUGAAGCCACAUAAACCAGACAGAGAGGAUGAGAAGCUGAGGAUUGAGGCUCUGGGAGGCUGUGUGAUCUGGUUUGGCACAUGGAGGGUUAACGGCAGUCUGUCUGUAUCCAGAGCAAUAGGCGACUCCGAGCACAAGCCCUACAUCUGUGGUGAUGCAGAUCAUGGUAUCUUCCCAUUGGACGGUUCAGAAGACUACCUGAUUCUGGCCUGUGAUGGUUUCUGGGACACAGUGAGUCCAGAUGAGGCGGUGCGGGUGGUCAGCGACCACCUCCAGGAGAACACUGGAGACACCACCAUGGUAGCCCACAAGCUGGUGGCCUCAGCCCGUGAUGCGGGCUCUAGUGAUAAUAUCACUGUCAUAGUGGUCUUCUUGCGGGACCCACGCUCCCCACCACCCACCGGCACAGAGGAUGACGAGGAGGGUGUGGUGGAGGGAGGGGUGGAGGAAGAGGAGGUAGCGGAGGCGGAGGAACAGGAAGAGGGGGAGGAGGAAGACAAGGCAGUCAGGGUAGAGCGCGACGGUGGCGAGGGAGGCAGCACUGCGGACAUGGGGGGGAAGGGUCGCGGAGGCUGGCCCCUGCAGCAGUGCUCGGCCCCCGCUGACCUCAGCUAUGAAGACCGAACGGACUCGUUCACGGACAGAACUAGCCUUAGCCUGUUGGGGCCGUCGAUGGAGGGCCGCAUCUCCCUGACCCAGGGCUCAUGGCAGCCCUGCUCCGACUUUAGCCAUGACCUCUUCACAACUUCCCACAUCUACCGAGAAGAACGCCCACUGAGGCGCAGGUCCUGUAUCCCUUUUCAGGAGGCCAGCAUCUCUAGCUUCACGGACCCACUGUGGCCCCAGACAGCCAUGCUGUUAGGCCAGGCAGUGAGGCGAAGCCGCAGGCUCGGUUAUGGUAGUCGCCGGUGGGGCCGGAGGUGGCCAGGCACAUCCAAGGAGCUGCUAGGCCUGUUACCAUCCGGCCACUUGCUGCCCUACAGGCAGCGCGACUCCAACCGGAGGCCUGGAGUGGCAGUGCCUCAACUGCCCUACGAUGCCACCAUCUAAAGAGGUGACCCCAAACCAAUCCAUCUCCUUCACUUAUUCAGUCCUGCUCCCUGCCCCUCAGGCAACCCACCUACCCACCCACCCACCUCUGCCUUCAACAACACGUCUUUCUUUGAUAGUAGGUAGUUGUGGCCCCUGCAGUCGUUACGUGAUUAUUGAAUUGCUGUUGGAGGAGUGGUGCUCUCUGUCCUAAGCCGAAAUGUUUCCAAAUGUAAGCUGGCCCACUAAACACAAGCACUGCUCCUUAAUGUUGUAGGUAACGCGCAAAACUGCGUCUUCUCCAAUGUGACCAUUGAUCAGUCAACGUGAAGCCAGUGCUGGAAAUGCAGGUUAAUAAGAUGUGUUCAGACUGAACGUGUAAUGAAUCUUAGAGGCUGCACCAUUGUAUACAAAGUCCGUGAAAAGACCGUAAAGGACAAGAACAGACACAGUUUACUGUCUCGAGCUGUGUGACUCUACUUCAUGAACGGGGAUAAGGGAGAGGGUUUGGAGGCAAAUAACAGAAAGAACUGGAGUUCCAGGUAAAUUUUAAAAACAAUUGCCUGGACUCUGAGCUGUCACAUAACGUACUUUCAGUGUGUGUUGUUAGCUAGCUGGAGCUUAAGUCUGAAUUGGACUACGAGAGCUCUUCAGCGCCAAGCGUCAAAAAGAUCACUUGCAUUCAGUCUGAACACGUGUUGAAGUUUAAUUGAUAUGCUUGGUCGCUCAACACUCUCGGCAGCGUCUUUAGACACAUAUUAUGGAUUUUGGACAGGAAGAAAAGGCGUGUUUUAUUUAUUGCUCUCAGAUACAUGCAGAAACAAAAAAUUUAUCUCAACACUUAUUGACCUAAUAAUUACACCCAUAUGUGAUAGCUGAACAUGUCAUAAAAAACCAUGAGCAACCAUGUUAUAACAGCCUCCACUCUUCUUUGAAGGCUUUCAUCAAGAUUUUGGAACCUGGCUGCAGGGAUUUGCUCCCUUUCAGCCUCAACAGCAUUAGCGAGGUCGGAAACAGAUAUUGGGUGAAACUAGAGCUGAUCGAUUUUUAGGGGAAUACCGAUAUCAAUAUUUGAGAUCCAAAACAACACAUCCUCUGAUUUUGUUUUUUUAACAUGAUCACAAAACUUACGAUAAACGUUUUUGAUAAGGAUCCCUUAAAUUAGAUAUUAAAUAAAUUAACAUUUAAAAUUUGAAAUCUAAACUUGUUAGUGCUCCCUGGUGGACAAACUAUGUACAGUAAUAGAGACACAGUUUUUAAUGACUUCAAACAUGUUUUUGGCAUUCUGUACUGUAAUUUCUUGUGACUUUCCGGAUGAUAUAUAUGCCACUACUCAGAUAUGUUUGUUAAGCUAAUAUUAGCCAAAUAUUGGCCAUGCCGAUGAAUCUGUCGUGCUCUAUUUGAAAAAGAAAUGAGCCCCAAACUGUUCACACAAAGUUGAAUGCACCUUUGUCUAAAAUAUCAUUGUAGCUGUACAGCAGCAUUUAGAUUUCCCUUCAUUGGAGCUAAAGGAGAUCAAACCUUGACAAACAGCCCUAAACCAAAAGUACACAAAAUACUUUUUAUAUAAUCACUUAAUGACUCAUCCACAUACAUUUUCCUGUGCAUCCAAGAGAAAGGACAGCCUUCUAAGCCAUACCAGCAAAGUGAAAGAGGUUGAGUGCAUGAUCACUCAGCUUUAUAAUUUCUCUUUCCUCUGUUUAACGUUGCUCAAGUGUAAAUGCAGGUUGAUGUGACACAUCUUUCGUCUUACUGUCGAGAAUGUUGAGCGACCAAGCAUUAAAUUGAGAUCUAAUGGCCCUAGCUCACCUCUUUGUCACCCUCAGCAAUCCCCUGUUGGCAGAUGAAUAAAGUUCAUCGAGGAGGCCGGAACAAUUGCAGCUCCUGGUUUCUGGGAGUGAAGGCACAUGCUGUUCUUCCCCCUCCCAUACAGUCAAUGACCCAGCCAUUAUCCAGCCACAAUUUGUCUACAGAUAAAAGCACUUAACACUGGAUUAUAAAAGAUUAGCAGUCACUUACCUGAAUAAAUGCUUCAUGUAGUCCAGUAUUCCAGAUGGGGGGUUACACUAAAACCAUUGAACAGAAGUAUCAGCAGGCUUGAUAAGUGCAAACCAUUUCAUGUUGGGCCAGGAUAGUUGAACGCUGCAGAACACGUGCCUUCCAUAUGUGUUACUAAAGCCUACUUCCUUUACACACAUAUUCACUAAUUACUAAAUUCAUGUGAUAAUAUCACCAUUAAAGACAAGUCUGGCUUGUGCUUUCAGUCGGGUCAUAUUAUGACUUUAAAAGGCCACUUUAAAGGAAUAGUUCGACAUUUUGGGAAAUACGUAUAGUCGUUUUCUUACCAAGAGUUAGAUGUGAAUAUUGAUACUACUCUCAUGAAUGUAAACUGAAUAUGAAGCUACAGCCAGUAGCUGAUUAGCUUAUCUUAGCAUAAAGGUGGAAGCAGGGGGGAACAGCUUGCUUGGCUCUCUACAAAAGGUAAAAAAAAAUAGCUUUAGCCUCUCUUUUAGCAGACUGUAUGUAGCCAUCAAGUGCAUAUUUAAGAGCCUUUUCAGGGCUCUUGUUUCAAAAUCAGCGACAGUUGUCUUCCAGUCUACAUACUGAAGCAGGAGGAAACCGCUAGCUUGGCUCUGCCAACAAUUUGUGGUUAUUAUGUUUCUGUUUGUGUACAGAUUAAACAAACAACAUAUACUGUUUAAAAUAGUGAGCUUCAGAGGUGCUGGUAGGUGGAUUUAGUUACCUUUGGACUGAGCUCUUUCCAGUCUUUAUGCUAAGCUAAGCUAACCGGCUGCUGGCUGUACAGUAGCUUCGUAUUUAGCGUACAGACAUGAGAGUGGUAUUAAACAAGAAAGAAAGUGAAUAAGCAUGUUUCCCAAAAUGUCCUUUAAGAUUCAUAGUCCUUCAAAUAACAUGAAGAGAAUCUGCACAUUUGAUUGCCUCAGUAGCCUGAGGUAAGAGAGCAGCGUUUUCUAUCUGUAAAUAAAGUCGUGGCCCCUCCGCAACAAUACUACACAGCAAACAUCCCAGUCAUCACUAACUGCAAGAUAUCUCCCACUGUCAGAGUAAUCCACUGAGGCUGGCUCCCAUGGCCCCACAGCGCCUUUAUAAUUGGGUCUUUCUUUGAUCUGAUCUAGAUUCUUCAAUGAGAGAGGGAGUGCCCCCCUCUCUGCUGUCUAACACGCUGCUGACAGUGCUGCACUUCAGUUAUGUUAGCAACUCAGUCUAUAUGCCAUCGUUCAUAAGACUGCACUCGUCUGUAACAACUGGCUAAGACAAAAGUCAGUUUUCCAUCAAUAUUCAUUGGUUUCAUAUCGCUUAACACCAAAUAUGGUGGGCAGUCCAUUCAAUGGAGUUUCUCUUUAAUGCUAAUUCAUAAUCAUAAUUAACAAACUACUAUGUAAUCAUCAAAUCAUAAUCCUCCUACUGAUUUAUAUCAUAAAAUAUAAUAGCAUCCAUACCCAGUUAACUUGGUGAGACUGUGCUUUAAAUGUUUCUUUCGAAUACACACAAUAGCAUUAUCAUAACUGUAUCUAAUCAUACUUGAUGACUGUAAACUAACUAUACCACACAACUGCUUUGAAAACUAUGAAAUCGUAGGUAAACCCUGACCCUCCCACAAGUUCCUAACUCUGAUUGUCAGUCACUUUCACUUUCAAAAUACUAAAAAUGCCCCUGUUCCCAUUGACACACUUAAACUCCUUUGGUUGCCUCUUUCUGCUAUAUAUUUAAUUCGCUGUGGGAGCAAUUGACUGUUCUCUAAGCCCCGCCCCCAAUAGUUACUGUUGCAAUGCCUGGCUAGCUUUGCGCAGUAUAUAUGCAGUUAAAAAUGAUAACAUGGCAGAUUUACCACUCGAAAUUCUUAGUACUUUUUGGAACAAUGAGACCAUGAUUUCACACAGACAUUAAACAAAAGCCACUUUCCAUUUCUGGUUGGCAACCACCAAUUUUGGCUGAAAUAACAACUGACGCUAGCAUAUUUUAUCCUAGCUAGCUAGCUAAUUAGCAUUAGCUCUGAGAGUUGCUGAGAGUUGGUUGAAAAUUCUGUUUCCGGUUGAUUUUGAAACAGGAACCCUGUAAAAGGGUCUUAAAUAUGCCGUUGAUGGCUACAUAGUGUACAUGACAUGAUGCCAAAAGACUGAGGCUAAAGCUACAAGUCCCAGGCAAAAAGUUAGCUAGCAUCCUCACCAGUUGAUGAUCCAUGCAAAACACAUGUAAGUAAUGGAGCAGCAUUGUUCUUGUACUCAGGGUAGAGCUACUUAUCCCCAGUAUUACAUACAAUACAGUAUGAUAAGCGAAAAUGUAAGAUCAGACAAAAAUGUUGUUGACAUAACCCUGUUGGAAUGCUUAGCUUAGGGAAAAACAUACUUGGACAAGCAACAUAGAGGUUAUGAUGGUUAUGAGAUUUAUGCUUUGUUUGUUUUUUCAAACAGUAUGUUGUCAUUUUUAACAUUACAAGAGAAAAGGCUUAGAGGAUGAGGACUAACUGAGUUGUUUGGAAAAUGUAAAGCUAUCACAGGUGAGAUUGGGCUGGGGUUGCUGGGGUGUAAACCUCCACAAAUCAGAGCAGAGUUGCUAACGUUACACUGAGAUAUAGUAACAUCCGGUACCGGCUCCAACACAGUACUUCACACUAGAUGUCCCAGUCCUGAAGGUGGCUUUUCUAACAUAAACUGUAACCCCACAAAAUAAUGUAGUUAGCUAAUGAUGUUUUGCUUGGCUUUGGAAGUAACGCUACGUUAUUGUUACUACUGUAAGUAGUAAGCUAUUUAGCCAUACAUGCUAACGUUUGCUGCUUACAUUAGCGCAGACAAACACACUGUUUUAUCUUUCCUUACACUUUUCUCUUGUGUUUUUGAGUUUGGAAAGGCUAAAAAAUUACCAUAUAACAAGUACCACUUUUACUACAGCCCCAUGCACACCGUUUCAACAGUUUGACAGACCUGCCGUGCCUAGUUACGGUUGCUAAGAUAUGAUUGGACAAUCACUGUUCAAGGGUGGGGUUUACCGAACAGUCAUUUUGACACAUGAACAUUCCCUAACAUUGUAACAUGGUCAUUCCCCAUUCUUUGUUUGAUGCAGUGACUUUUCAAAUGUCAGGAUGUUAUAGUAAUGACCAGGUUCUGUAAAUCGUGCCUCCACUUUCCUGGCCCAGUCCCUGGCUGAUGAAACACCCAGAAGAUGUGAUAUCAAAACAGAUGAUUCAUCAGACAACAGGUACUGGUUUGUCAUUCUUGACACAUCCCAUCACCUCCCCCUUUCGGACUUGCUGGUAGAUGGGGGACUCACCUUGGAGCAAAAGCUUCAUUGUUUCAUUGCACUCACCUGUAACCAUCCUGCGGACUGUCUUGUGAAGAGCAUCAGACUGUCAGUGGAGCAGAAUGUACCUCAUGUCCCAGAACGUCCUCAGAGACUCGGUGAAGUGGGUCAACAUGAGGUGGUGUCUCUUUGGGAGAUUCUUCUUUCCGGGGGCAUCUAUCUAUGAGGAAUGUACUGUCGAGACUCUCAACAAACUAAAGCCACUGGAUCCCUUUGUGGAAGUAUCACAACAGUCACUGUCUCCAGAAGCGUUGGUUGACACCUGAAGAAGAUGGGUGAAGUAUCAGAAAACAAUGGAAAUCAAAGUAAUUUCAAAUAUUCACUUAGACACAGAUGCGUAUGUAUAUUAGGAGUACUAAUUGUGAGUUGAGUGAGUGCUGGAGGAGUGUAUAUAUAAUAAUUCUGUCUUGUAAAUCAGUGGUUUUAAUCCAUGCUCCACGAGGCCCAACUGGGUCAGAUAUUGACUUGAUAUUGACCCAAAUCUCCCACCACCAGACUGAGGUGGAGGUGAGGAUGUGAUGUUAUUGAACCGCUUGAGAGGCAUCAGUCUAUAAACGCUGCCUCUGCCUUCAAGAACUGCUAAAGUAUAAAAAGGUGUUGAACCAGUCUGGCUUUCACUGGAGAGUUGUAGUGUCCUAUCAUGGCCUAGCUGCUGUUUCACCCUGCUUUCUUACCCUGACAUGAAUAAAAAUCCUGGGAAAACAUACAUAAAGAUGUUAAUUAUCGGCUUAAAAUACUGUAUCUCCAGUCUUCAGCUUCGAUUUAAAAUGUUUUAUCAGUACCAGCCUUAAAAAAAAAAAAAACGUCUUGCCAAUCAAAUUAUAUCAGUAGUUUGUAGGUUUUCAUUCCAACUCUGCAGGUGUUAGAUGAUUAGCAUGGCGUUGAUUAGAGAUGAGGAACACAUGAGUGAACUGAACUGCUGUGGUUUUUUGGGUAAAAUGGAGUUUAGGCUUCACUUCUUGCAAGUAUUUUAGAUAACAGAUUAGAUAUUUUACACAGAUCACACAGGGCAGUAAACUCUAGAGGAGCAGACCUGCCAAGAAGAAAGAAUUUUCUGAGGAUCUUGUUAUAAUGACAAAGCCUUCUCUUUAAAAUGAGAAGCUUGUAUCAAGAGUCUUUACGCAUAGUUAUAAACAAGGACAAUGGUUAGUUUUAGGUUGGACUUGUUCUAGUUUCUAUUCCAAGUGGUGCUUCUUUUACAGGGGGACAUUCUUUGAAUAGGAGGGCUUCACUACAAAACUUCUCAUUAGAACAUGAUUUUAUUUCUUCUUACAAUUAGAUGCUUUGUCAUUAUAACAAGAUCUUUUUUUGUUGUGUUUUUUUGUAAAUGGUGGCAGUUCUGUGCCGCCAUAGAAAACUGCUCCGUACAGAUUGAAGCAUGUUGUACUUGUGGCCGGACCUCAGAGCAGCUGAGCAGUGCAGCAGUAGUUUUCUGUCGCCCGUGAUUCACUGUUGAUUUUAUCAAAUCACUGAUGUAGUUUCACACCAGCUCUUCAGUGUUGAUAGGAAGCUCAGCGCUGCACUGGCGGGAAAGAUGUACCACAACAGUGCUCAGUGACAAAGAUCCAUGGGUUGCUUUCACCAAAACCCUGUGAAAUAGUUAUACAGUGUUACUCAUCAUAUUGCAAAUCGCCAGAAGUUGUCACUGUAUGAGCAAUAAAAACGUUUACCAUCAUUCCUUGUGGUAAAUCCUCUACCUAAGCUCAAGAAACCCACACUUCCUCCCUCACUCACGCUCUGCUUGCACUAAAGCUUCCUCUGAGUCGGAUGUUUCCCUCCCCUGAUGAUGAAAGCAAGCAGAAGUUCAGCUCUGCUCUCCCAUAAUCACUGUCUAACUAUAGGGUCCUCCAUGAAUCUGCACUGUGUGUCUAUGUACACAAAAAAGCUUUUUCUUUUUCUCUGUAAGCAAUAAUGACGUUUCAUUAAAAGGCUCUCUGAGGGUUUGUCUUCUGCUGAAGGAUGCAACAAAAUAGUAGUUCUGUCAGCCAUACUUGAAAGGUCACAGUGCAUAAAUGCUGAGUUCCUGAAGUCAAUUUCCCAUUCAUUUUCCCCAUAGAGAGUAGGAUUAAGAGUCACAUUCUGCUGCCUGUGGUAAAGUUUACUUUCACUUCACCUUCUGUGGCCAGCUAGCUAAACUUAAAUGAUCUGCAUGUCCAUGAAAAAAUGAAUGUGAAGCUUUCUUCCUCAGCAGUUUGUGUACAUUUGAAAAGUUUGCCUGGAGUUUGGACUUUUUGGUCCUGUGCACUCUGUUCAAAUGUAAUAUGUAAUGUGGAAGAGGGGGAAGAAGAUCACUGAGGGCUGUGAUUGGUCCAGGCCAUCUCCUUGUCCUCCAGUCGUGAAGACAAACCCCAUGAUUGGCUCUUCUUCAACACGCAGGUUAAGUUAAAAUAAAUUAAAAAAAAACAGUAAAACACACCUUGAGUACCUGUAUUAUUUGUGUUCCUGUAGUAUAUAAAUAUGUGUAUUGUAACUGGUGACUAACUAUCAUGUAUAUAAAGAUUAGACCAAG